AAGGAAGUAGAUAGUCUAUCUUGCGCCAGAACGGUAGCCCCUAACCCUAGUCCAAAAUUUCGUCUUUGACGGCAUGGCAGCCCCGCAAGACGAUAUUCAGCAACAAUUUCUUGAAGGAUUCAAACAGAAGUGUGCAAAAGGGAUAUAUCUAACCCGGAAGUUCCAAUCCCUCUGCAAUCUAAACGAGUGGGUCGACACGGAAUAUUCCGAUCGCAAUACAGAAUUUUCAGAUCUCAAGAUAUCGACUACCUUGUGCUGCUCCAAUCGCGAAAUUGACAAGGAGGUUUAUAGAUCAAUUGGGAGAAAUGUAGUGGUUCUCUUUAAGGAUCGACUCAAGAUUCUUGCAGAAAUUAAUAAGAAAUUUCAACCUGUGUUGGAAGGCACUCCUCCGGAAGUAAUAGAUGCUCAACUUCGAAAGUUUGAACAUGAUGCGUUGGAGAUUGUUAAUCAGGCACGGGACAAGGCUGAUAAAAUCAUAGGAGGACUUCGAAAAGAGGCUGAACAAAUCCUACAACGCGAAAAGGCCCUUUUGCUUUUGUUGCUCCAUCGGGAGGACUAUUAUGAAACGAUUGAUUGUUUUUUGCAUGAUGUAAGAGCCUAUCGUGCAAGAGAAAUGAAAAAAAUACGCAAAAACCAAAAUCUUCAACGUUCAUUGGCUUUAAAGUUGCAAUAUAUUGCACAAGGGUUGUCCCGCGAAAUGGUAAAUACGUAUUUCGGUGUAUGGAGUCGAUUAUCUAGCUUGGAGGAUGCAUUUGAUUCGUUAUUCGCUGCAACAUCAAGAAAUAUUCGAACGCUACAAGAUACUACUCGAAAACUUUUGCUAGUUCAAUUGGCAGAAAACGAUUAUGAGCUUCUUACCUUAAUCGUUGAAGCCGAACUUGAUCUCCGUGGCAAUGCAGAGAAUUUCCGUGAAGAUCGUGAAAACGAAGUGUAUAGUUUAGCAAAUUUUCUCAAAAAUCAUCCCGAAAGUGACAAGGCUAUCAAUACUUUGAGUAGCUAUUUUCUGAAAAAGAUGGUGUCUGCUGAUAAAGAAAAAAGAAAGGUCAAUACAUUUCAACAAAUUGUAAGAGAACAAAAUAAUAAUUGUCCAGGAAUGGACAAAGCUGAAAAAUAUGUUCUUCUUUUAACAAAGGAGCAUUGUGCGAAGGUGGAUGCAGUUCUACGUCAAAUAGCGUUGUUCGAAUAUGUCCUUCUAGGAGACUAUCUUGUGUGGAAGAAGUGGAAGGACACAAAGUCAAGUUUAAAAUUGCCGAUUGAAUCACAUGUAGAGUUGGAGCUAGAAGGGGAACUAGAUCUCCAUUGAUCAAAGAUUUUCAGUUGCAAGAUUAUUGGACUUUUGCCGCAGUGGCUGUUCGAGGGUUGUGAUUGUGCUCAUAUGAAAUGCAUGUUGUAAUAUCAUUAGGCUACAUAGUAAUGCACAACAUAAUGAGCCGUUCUAGGUGCACAUUGUCUUGCCAUAGCAUAACUUAUUUAAGUAUGCAAGAUUGGAAUUGUUGGAAACUUGUGUUCGACCUUUUUUUUCGGGAAACACUGUUUUUAUAUGAACCUAGAUGCUGUUAAUUUAUAAAAAUUGCAAUCUUGAAUAGCAAUUAGGAUGCAGGUGCAGUGAGAAACUUGGGUCUUUUUGUA
This is a messenger RNA of Asparagus officinalis (garden asparagus), 1629 nucleotides long. RefSeq lists its product as uncharacterized. The record is from RefSeq and is a predicted model, not a curated record. The transcript is spliced from 13 exons. Lineage: Eukaryota; Viridiplantae; Streptophyta; Magnoliopsida; Asparagales; Asparagaceae. Bases 74 to 1303 code for a protein of 409 amino acids.